AUGCCUCUCUUCAGGGUCGUUGGUGGCCUUGACGCGAGGCCAGGCAGUUGGCCGUGGAUGAUAUCCCUGAAGCAAAACAAGCUUGGACAGAUUUGGUGUGGGGCCAGCCUGAUUGACAGACACUGGGCGGUCACAGCUGCUCAUUGUUUUACAGGGCCGUUCUCCGACCCCGAGGAGUGGACGGUCCAGCUAGGGCGGUACAACACUACCCCCAAAACUGAGGAGAUGACGGGGGUAGAGAGGCGGAUCGGGAGACUUUACAAGCACCCAAGAUUCGGAGAAGAGUCCCUCAACAACGACAUCGCCCUUAUAAAACUGGACGCAGCUGUGGACUUCAAUGACGUCAUCAGUCCUCUUUGUCUGCCAGAUGCCAACGUGGAUGCCGACGUUGAGAUCAAGUCUGGGACGGAGUGCCUUGUCACAGGAUGGGGAGUCACAAGCAAAGAAGGACCACCCGGUGAGAACGUGCCCCACGUACUGCAGCAAGGUCUGGUACCACUCAUCUCUGCACGAGACUGCCGAAAUUUCCCCGGGUUCGCUCGUUCCGUCACUCGUGAUAUGAUGUGUGCAGGCUACACUGAAGGAGGUGUUGACACGUGCUUUGGUGACAGCGGCGGCCCCCUUCAGUGCCAGGUGGGAUAUAACUGGUACCUAGCAGAUGACAAUGCAGUUCUACGAAAUGGUGUCCCACAAUGCAUCGAUGUCAACAUGAAAUCAGAGGUUCCAGAGGAUCUCGCAUAUACAGACAUCAAUGAAGCAAAAAUAUUGUUAAUCGCCAUAUCACUAUGGAAGGAAAUAAGCACUUGCUACCAUGUGAACGUGAGUCGUAGAUCACGUGGAUUUUCACACACAGGAACGAUGUGGAGCGCCCCGUUCCUCAUUACCUUGGUAACAUUAGUGACAACGUCGGCGGAAUCCAACGUCACUUGCGGUGUUCCGAAGGUGGUUCCUGCAACGUCGCGUGUCGUGAACGGUCAGGAAGCCAGGCAUGGGGCAUGGCCAUGGAUGGUCCUACUCCAGGAAAUGACCGUGCCUGUAUGUGGCGGCGCCAUUUUGAACAACCGUCUCAUACUGACGGCAGCGCACUGUUUUGACGAAGCCAGAAGCCGAAACGUUGCGCGAUGGAGGGCGACAGGUGGCAAGCACAACGCUGACAGGUAUGAUGUCACGCAACGCACGUACCACUUGAAAAAGCUCGUGAUUCACGAAAAUUACGACAGCCACACCGUCCUAAACGACAUAGCCCUUCUCCUGCUUCAUGAGACGAUCGACUACACCGACUACAUCCGGCCUGUGUGCCUACCAUCUUCCUCCGAGCGUCUCUACGUUGGCCAGCACUGCUACUUAGCGGGAUGGGGAGACACUCUAGGGACCGGCAACGACAACGUCCUGAACCAAGCGCUUCUCCCCGUGAUCAGCGACAACGUGUGCAGCAGGCCUGAUUGGUACGGUUCCGAGUUCACGCCCGGUACAAUGCUGUGUGCCGGCUACUCGGUGGGGAAGAAGGAUGCAUGCAGUGGAGACAGUGGUUCGCCUCUGGUCUGCAAACACGGGGACAUAUGGUACGCUCAGGGUAUAGCAAGCUGGGGUUACGGCUGCGCAGAACCCAAGUGGCCGGGGCUCUACACGGAGGUGUCCAAGUAUGUACACUGGAUACAAGCCAAGGCUACAGAACUGGGCUACCCAAUACAAUUAAAAAUAUUGUUAAUCGCCGUAUCACUAUGGAAGGAAAUAAGCCCUUGCUACCAUGUGAACGUGAGUCGUAGAUCACGUGGAUUUUCACACACAGGAACGAUGUGGCGCGCCCCGUUCCUCAUUACCUUGGUAACAUUAGUGACAACGUCGGCGGAAUCCAACGUCACUUGCGGUGUUCCGAAGGUGGUUCCUGCAACGUCGCGUGUCGUGAAUGGUCAGGAAGCCAGGCAUGGGGCAUGGCCAUGGAUGGUCCUACUCCAGGAAAUGACAGUACCUGUAUGUGGCGGCGCCAUUUUGAACAACCGUCUAAUACUGACGGCAGCGCACUGCUUUGACGAAGCCAUAAGUAAAAACGUUGCGCGGUGGCAGGUAGUUGGUGGCAAGCACAACGCUGACCGGUAUGACGUCACGCAACGCACUUACCACUUGAAAGAGCUCGUGAUUCACGAAAAUUACGACAGCCACACCGUCCUAAACGACAUAGCUCUUCUCGUGCUUCAUGAGACGAUCGACUACACCGACUACAUCCGGCCUGUGUGCCUGCCAUCUUCCUCCGAGCGUCUCUACGUUGGCCAGCACUGCUACUUAGCGGGAUGGGGAGACACACUAGGGACCGGCAACGACAACGUCCUGAACCAGGUGCUACUUCCCCUGAUCAGCGACAACGUGUGCAGCAGGCCUGACUGGUACGGUUCCGAGUUCACGCCCAGUACAAUGCUGUGUGCCGGUUACGCGGCGGGAGGGAGGGAUGCAUGCAGUGGAGACAGUGGUUCACCUCUGGUCUGCAAGCACGGGGAUGCAUGGUACGCCGAGGGUAUAGCCAGCUGGGGCUGGGGCUGCGCAGAACAAAACUUGCCGGGGCUCUACACGGAGGUGUCCAAGUAUGUACACUGGAUACAAGCCAAGGCUACGGAGCUGGGCUACCCAAUAAAAUUAUAAGUCAAAAA
This is a messenger RNA of Haliotis rubra (blacklip abalone), 2642 nucleotides long. Its product is annotated as transmembrane protease serine 9-like. Gene Ontology annotation, biological process: proteolysis. Lineage: Eukaryota; Metazoa; Mollusca; Gastropoda; Lepetellida; Haliotidae. Gene Ontology annotation, molecular function: serine-type endopeptidase activity. The transcript has 20 exons. The coding region runs from base 1 to 2634 and encodes 877 amino acids. The record is from RefSeq and is a predicted model, not a curated record.